AUGUGGCUUAGUGGCGUGAUGCGCUUGGUGAACUUCCACCUGGGUGCCUCCUUAUACGUUAUGGCCAAAGUGGCGGUGGAUGGUAGCUUUCAGGGAAUCUUCAUUCUGCUUGGGGCUUGUGCGCUGCUGACUCUGCUGGUGUAUGAGAACCUGGCCGAUGUUGCCGUGGCGGUCAACCAGCACCAGGUGCCGGUGAAGGCAUCUUUGUGCGGCCUCGUGUCUCAGACACUGGGGCCCCGCCUGGCGGUUUUGCUUCGGAUGCUGGUGGUGUUGAAUGCAUUUGGAGUUUUCGUGAGCUAUGGAAAGACCAUCAUGGAUGUUUAUGAUGCUGUCUUGCAAGAAGGCGCUUCAGCUGCUGCCCAGGGAGUAGGAGCCAUCUGCGUGGGCUGCGUGGGGGUAUUGAUCUUUUGCGGUGGCCACAUUGACGGCUGGGACAGUUUGCUGGCAAACGGCACCCUGCUCUUCCUCUUAGUCGCUCUUUUCUUUCUGGAGCCAGUGCCGGCAACCGCAUCAGUUGCAAAGCCUUGGGGAGAGCUGAUUGAGUCAUAUGGCCCCUCCCUAGUGUUUGCAUUCAGUAGUGCAGAGUAUGUCCUUUUCGCAUGUGGCGUCGUGAAUGAGAGCGGUGACUUCCUCCGAGGGGUGGCGGUUCAUCGCAGGGUCCGGAUAAUUGGCUCGAGCUCCGUGCUCGUCUCCUACGUUCUGUACUUGGCCGUCGGCUAUGGAGGUGCGAGGGCAUUCGGUUCUGGUGUCGAGGAGGACAUCUUGAAGAACUUCGCGCUGAAAGAAUCGAAACACGAGUUUCUUUCGGCCACGGUGUUGGCAACGAACGGGGCAUCCUUGCUGUUGUCAUUGCCGGUCUUCACAGAAACCUUCCUGCAAUACAUCAGGGAGCUUCUCGAGGACCUGCUGCCCGCAAGACUUUUCCAGCAGGCAUCAGAGAGCAGCGGGUUCGUAUAUUUGGUGAAUCCAAGGCGGCCGUGGCUUGGCAUGGCCUGGGUCUUGCCGGUUGCUUUAAUCGCAGCCCACCGUGCCAGCAGUCUCAUAGACGUCAUUAACCUGAUGAGCUCCUGCACCGACUACGCCUUCAUGUUCGUUUUUCCCAGUCUUGCCUUCUGUGCCGCUGUUCCAUGGAGCAAGCGCCCCAUCCGAUGGACGAUGAAUGUACUCCUGGCUGUCCUGGCUUGCUAUCUCGGGUCCAAGUCUUUCUACAACGAGCUGGUGCCCACGGAUAUGGUACCAAGCCCAGGUUCUGGAGCAAACCUAUAA
Symbiodinium sp. CCMP2592 is the source of this 1266-nucleotide messenger RNA. NCBI's taxonomy places the organism in Eukaryota, Dinophyceae, Suessiales, Symbiodiniaceae. The record is from the annotation of a GenBank genome assembly.